Molecule: messenger RNA, 2090 nt
Organism: Molossus molossus (Pallas's mastiff bat)
Lineage: Eukaryota; Metazoa; Chordata; Mammalia; Chiroptera; Molossidae
Gene: IFIT3
Product: interferon induced protein with tetratricopeptide repeats 3
Exons: 2
Coding region: 141-1577 (478 amino acids)
Biological process (GO): defense response to virus
Cellular component (GO): cytosol
Molecular function (GO): protein binding
Source: RefSeq, a predicted model, not a curated record
UCCAUUUCUAGCUCAUAAAAGCACAGACCAGAGGAACAGCAUCAGGGCUGGAAAACUCUUCAGCACCUGUUUGCAAUCCAUAGGCAGAACGUAAAAUCAGCCUGGAUCCCCGCUUCUCCGAAUCGCAGGGAACAGCCAUCAUGAGUGAGGUCAACAAGAACUCUCUGGAGAAAAUCCUUCCACAGCUGAAAUGCCAUUUCACGUGGAACUUAUUUAAGGAAGAACGUGUCGCAGAUGAUCUAGAAGAUAGAGUGUGUGACCAGAUCGAAUUUUUAAAUCAUGAGUCCAAAGCUACAAUGUACAACCUGUUGGCCUACAUAAAACACCUCAAGGGUCAGAAUGAGGAAGCUCUGAAAUGCUUACGGAGAGCGGAAGAGGCGAUCCAGCAAGAGCACGGGGACCAGGCAGAAAUCCGCAGUCUGGUCACCUGGGGCAACUACGCCUGGGUCUACUACCACCUGGGCAGGCUCUCAGAGGCCCAGGCCUACGUGGACAAGGUCAGCCGAGUGUGCAAGAAGUUUUCAAAUCCGUACAGGAUUGAGUGUCCUGAGCUUGACUGUGAGGAAGGGUGGGCGCUGCUCCAGUGCGGAGCAAAGCGAAGUGAAAGGGUGAAGGUGUAUUUUGAGAAGGCUCUGGAAGAGAAACCCGACAACCCAGAAUUCUCCUCUGGGCUGGCAAUCGCGAUGUACUAUCUGGACGAAGAACCCCCGAAGCAGUUCUGCGCCACUGUCCUGAAGCAGGCCAUUGAGCUCAAUCCUGACAAUCAGUAUAUCAAAGUUCUCUUGGGCCUCCAGUUGCAAAAGACAAAGAAAGAAGCUGAAGGAGAACUAUGGGUGAUAGAGGCCCUGGAGAGAGCUCCUUGCCAAAGAGAUGUUCUUCAAAGUGCGGCCAAAUUUUACCAGGAAAAAGGUGAUCUAGACAAAGCUAUUGAGCUGCUUCAAAAGGCAUUGACAUCCUUGCCAAACAGUCGCUACCUCUGUCACCUGAUUGCACACUGCUAUCAGGCAAAAGUGCAAAAAAUUCAGGACCGAGGGGACUCUGAAGCUCCUAGAAAUGGAGAGAUCGAAGAACUGAGGAAACAGGCUAUGCACUAUUUGAAGAAAGCUGCUAAGAAAGAACCAAAUCCUCUGGCUGCAAAUUCUGAUCUCACUGAGCUGGAAACAGAACAAUGCCAUCAGACACCUUGCAGUAAGGAGCUCUCCGAGGCCAACAGGAAACCACUCCAUCCGCACUACUCCAACUUUCAGGAGCAUAAUGGGAGAUCUGAAGACACUCCUGUCCUACAUCCGUUGAGGACAGAGAAGGAGAAGCUGAAGUACCAGCCACAGAACGGGGCUGAAAAUCAGCUUCCACAGACCGCACAGAAUGAUUGGUAUCUCCAAGGAUUAACUCACAAGCUGAAUGGAGACCUGCUGCAAGCAGCUGGGUGUUUUGAGAAGGAGCUGGGCCUCCUGCUGAGGAACAGCCCUUCAGGCAUAAGCAGCUUUUUCCUGCCAGCAUCGGAGCUUGAAGAAGGCAGUGCAGAAGUGGGCCAGGGUGCAGCAGCUCCAGUCUCAGUGAAACCCCUCCACCCCUGAGCUGACACAGAGGGGAGGCAAAGGCACAGACGGGGAAGCCUGGAAUGGUGGUCACGAGGGGAAGAAGGGUGGGAAGGCAGGAGUUCCCCAAUCUGAGCCUUCUGAGUGAGGUGGCUUUAAGGUACAUUGUUAGAGAGUUGUUUGCUCAUGUCUGUCUCCCUGGUUCCAUACCAGCCAUACUCAGUUGUCUAAUAAUGAAUGACUACUAGAAGCAGUGCUUCAGAUCUGCAAGAUGUGAUUAUCUCAGUUUGCAUACAGUGUACCAGAAAUCCCCCAUUUGCCAAGAGUCAUAGCUGGUACCUGCCUACCAAUAGAAUCUCAUUUUCUUCAUCCCAUUACUAUUUAACCUUCUGGACUUUCUAGAAGACUAGCUUUUGACUAACCCUGCAGUAUUCCUUAUGUAUUGCUCUUGACUUCAGCCACAUAUACAUAUAUAUGUUUGUAUUUUUGAUCGUGAUACUACAGUAAAGAUGUAUUGUUAAUAGUAAUGCUAUAAUAAAUUUCAAAUUUUCC